UAGUGUGAAAAAGAGAAUUUCUAACACCUUCUCUAUACCCUAUUGACUAUUUGAAAAUGCAUGCACAUACACGGCUUCUCUACUCUCCCUUUGUGUUCUCACUUCUUUUUAAUUAGCCUUUAUCUAUCUGUAUUCAUAUGACUCUCUCUAUAUAUAAAACCAUGCCCAUAGCUAUAUAUCUUCUAAGACAACAAGCAUUGAUCAGAGAUCUCUAAAGAUAUAUAUAUAUAUACAUAUAUUUAUAUAUAGAGAGAUGGGUAGUGGUAGGUGUUGUGAUUAUGUGAUGAAGAUGAUGUACUUGUUGUUAUGUUUGAUAUUGUUGCAUGGGCAUGCAAAGGCAUCAAGUCCUGCAAUGUAUGUGUUUGGAGAUUCUCUUGCAGAUGUGGGAAACAAUAAUCACAUCACCUUUUCUCUUCUCAAAGCUAAUUUCCCACACAAUGGGAUUGAUUAUCCAGGUCACAAGGCCACUGGCAGGUUCAGCAAUGGCAACAAUUCUGUUGAUUUUCUUGCUGAUUAUCUUGGACUGCCAUCUCCACCUCCAUACCUCAGCAUUAAAUCCAAUGCCAACAAGACACAAGCAUUCUUAAAUGGUCUCAACUUUGCCUCUGGAGGUGCUGGUGUUUUUGACUCCACAAACCAAGAUCACUGUCUCUCAUUCAACCAACAGAUAAACUACUACUCAUCAGUGUUCACAACUUUAGCACAACAACUUGGAAGCACAGAAGCUGAAAACCAUCUUUCCAAAUCCAUCUUCACUUUUGUUAUUGGAAGUAAUGAUAUCUUUGCUUAUGAUCCUGACAAAACAAAGCUCACAACUCAACAGUAUGCUCAAUCCAUGGUCUCCACUUUGCAAGGCCAACUUAAGACAUUGUAUAAUCUCGGUGCGAGGAAGUUUCUGUUUGUCGGUACGGGACCGAUCGGCUGCUGUCCAUCACAAAGAGCAAAGAGCAAAACAAAUGACUGCAAUGCAGUAACAGAUAACCUCUCAACUCAGUACAACAAAGGAGCAUCAUCUCUUUUGAAUCAAUUGAAAUCAAGCUUGACUGGUUUCAGUUACUCAUUCUUUGAUACAUUCUCUUCACUCAUGCAAUGCAUUCAGAAUCCUGCAUCUUAUGGUUUUACUGAAAUAAAGGCAGCAUGUUGUGGACUGGGGAAUAUGAAUGCAAAGCUGGCUUGUAUUCCAUUGUCUAGUUAUUGUUCAGAUAGGAAAAAGUAUAUGUUUUGGGAUCCUUAUCAUCCUACAGAGAUUGCUGCUGCAUUGCUUGCAUCUACUGCUGUUAAUGGUGCACCUCCUUUGGUUUUUCCUAUCAAUGGAAUGCAGCUAAGUGCUAUUUAAGUUUGUUAUUAUUAUUAUUUUUUUUAAAAAAAAGAUGAAGCAUGUUAUAUGUUAAUUUGAUCACAACUGAUUCACAAGGGAAAAAGCAGUGAGAUUUGUAUUUUGUUGCGUAUAAAAGUGUGACAUGUAACAGUUAAUGCUGGUUGAUGAGAAUUGUACCAAAAAUAUUUAUUUGAAUUAAUGCUAAUAAAAUACAUGUUUAUUAAA
Molecule: messenger RNA, 1543 nt
Organism: Dioscorea cayenensis subsp. rotundata (Guinea yam)
Lineage: Eukaryota; Viridiplantae; Streptophyta; Magnoliopsida; Dioscoreales; Dioscoreaceae
Product: GDSL esterase/lipase At5g55050
Exons: 5
Coding region: 254-1336 (360 amino acids)
Molecular function (GO): hydrolase activity, acting on ester bonds
Source: RefSeq, a predicted model, not a curated record